AUGGCUUGCGAGAUUGGAAAACUUGCAAACCCUCCACCUUGUAAGGGAAGGCUGGUCACAGUGCUUAGCAUUGAUGGUGGCGGUGUAAGAGGCAUAAUCCCGGGAACUAUCCUUGCGUUUCUCGAAUCAAAACUCCAAGAGCUUGAUGGAGAGGAUGCAAGGAUAGUAGACUACUUUGAUGUCAUUGCUGGAACAAGCACGGGAGGGCUGGUCACCGCAAUGCUUACAGCUCCCAAUAAGAAUAAUCGUCCACUCUUUGCCGCAAAGGAUAUCACCAAGUUCUAUUUGGAGAACUCCUCCAAGAUUUUUCCUCAAAAGAAUGGGAUUUUCUCUUCAAUUUUUAAUUUGUUUACCGCAGUAACAGGGCCUAAAUACAGUGGAAAGUAUCUGCACUCGAAAAUACAAGAAUUACUUGGUGAAACGAGGCUUCAUCAAGUUCUAACUGACAUAGUUAUUCCUACUUUUGAUAUUAAGCUUCUUCAGCCCACUAUCUUUUCCACCUUUGAGGCAAGACAUGCACCUCUGAAAGAUGCUCUUCUGUCUGAUAUAUGCAUUGGCACAUCUGCAGCUCCAACCUAUCUUCCUGCCCACUACUUUGAAACAAAAGAUGCUAAUGGAAACAUACGGAGCUUUAAUCUUGUCGAUGGAGGGGUUGCAGCAAAUAAUCCUACAUUAGCAGCGAUGGGCCUAAUUACUAAGGAGAUCUGCAAGGAAAACAAACACCUCUUUCCCAUCAAACCAACGGACUAUGGCAAAUUCCUUGUGAUCUCCCUGGGGACAGGAUCAGCAAAGAUUGAAGAGAAGUUCAGUGCACAGGAGGCAUCCAAAUGGGGUAUACUAGGAUGGUUGUACGACCAUGGUGCUACGCCUUUGAUCAACGUUUUUACUCAAGCUAGUGCUGAUAUGGUUGAUAUCCAUACAUCUGCAGUGUUCCAAGCACUCUAUUCUAAGGAAAACUAUCUUCGCAUACAGGAUGACACCUUAAUUGGAAGCACAUCAUCUGUGGAUAUCUCAACAAAGGAGAACUUGCUAAAGCUUGUGCAAAUUGGGAAUGAUCUUCUUAAGAAGCAUGUGUCGAGGGUAAACUUGGAGACUGGCUUGUUUGAGCUGGUCGAAGGGGAGGGAACCAAUGAAGAAGCGCUAACACAUUUCGCCAAGCUUCUCUCUGAGGAAAGACGGUUGAGGUGUGGGGAAAAAUGCUCGACAACUGAACUAUGGCUUAACCUUGCUUUGUGA
Molecule: messenger RNA, 1236 nt
Organism: Elaeis guineensis (African oil palm)
Lineage: Eukaryota; Viridiplantae; Streptophyta; Magnoliopsida; Arecales; Arecaceae
Product: patatin-like protein 2
Biological process (GO): lipid metabolic process
Molecular function (GO): monoacylglycerol lipase activity; glycerophospholipase activity
Source: RefSeq, a predicted model, not a curated record